AACUGUGGAAUGUUGUAAUAGUACAAGUCUUUUCAAUGUAAAGACUAAUGUCCGAGACCUUUUGUCCCUUUCGUUCCGCCAUAUCUGAUGUUGAUCACAUGACCCCCAUGUGACAAGCCUGGGCCGCUACCCUUUCCUCAGCACGAUAAUAUUUUUUUUAGCUACCCGUUUAAUGAAAAUCCCACCUCCUGCACAGGGAUUCGCGUACCCUGGCGUGCCGAUAACUGUUAACCAAUCCAAAACAAAAACCGGGGCAGUAUUAACCAAUCACACACAGGAGGCGUGGUUUGCCAUAAUACAGGUAGGGGAAAAAUAACUCUCAGUCUGACCCAGUUGGAGUUACCUUAUUACGAGCUGUCAGAUAUUUACGGCCAAAAGUAGCCAUUGAAGGACCUCGAGAUUUAUUUACUUUGGUAAGAUAUCCAUUGUCACCGAGGACGCUCGUUUGUGUGAGAUUUCCUGUGCAAAUGUUUGUCACCCCCUGAUCUUGGUCAUACAACAAUGGAGAGGCUCCGGGUUGUUCAGGUGUGGCACGAUCUACCAAUGCCGUCUUCUCCACUAUAACCCACCCGGCACAUCUGUUUUGACCUCCACCGACCUCAUGGCUUCCAGUUACGCUGCUCAGUUGGACGGCUCGGCCGAGGUGAAGGAGGGCUUCCUUUGCCCGCUGUGUCUGAAAGACCUGCAGUCCUUCUACCAGCUGCAGGAUCACUACGAAGAAGCGCACUCCGGAGACAACCGCCAUGUCAGCGGCCAACUCAAGAGCCUGGUGCAGAAAGCAAAGAAAGCUAAAGACAAACUACUGAAACGGGAUGGUGACGAGAGAACCGAGAGCAGUUAUGAGUCCUUUUACUAUGGAGGUGUGGAUCCAUACAUGUGGGAGCCUCAAGAACUCGGAGCCACUCGGAGUCACCUGGAAAUUUUUAAGAAACACAGAGCUGCUAGGAUUGACCAUUAUGUCAUUGAGGUCAACAAGCGCAUCAUCAGGUUGGAGAAGCUUAUUUCCUUUGAUAGAACCAAUAUGGAUGGUGGGAAGAUAAGAGCACUAGAGAAGUCAGUUGUGCCAUGGGUGAGCGAUCAGGACGUACCAUUCUGCCCUGAUUGUGGGGACAGGUUCAGCAUCAGGAACCGGCGUCAUCACUGUCGUCUCUGCGGUUCCAUCAUGUGCAGAAAGUGCAUGGAAUUUGUGCCUCUCCCUCUGGCGUAUAAGUUAACAAGUGGCACACGAGAGGCCCUGUGUGUGCCUGGCAGUCCCAGGCAGGGUGCAUCCCCUGGUGGAGGAGGCCCCACUGUGCAGCAGACCUCGCGGCGCGGCUCCAUCACCAGCCUCUCCUCAGUGAGCUCUGUGCUGGAGGAGAAAGACGAAGACCGAAUUCGUUGCUGCCACCACUGCAUGGACGCUCUGCUCCGUUACCAGCACAAACUGGAAGAGAAAGACCACGUGCCAGACAUUGUCAAACUCUACGAGAGGUUAAGGAUGUGCAUGGAGAAAGUGGACGAGAGGGCGCCGGAGUACAUCCGCAUGGCCGAGUCACUCAAUGCUGGCGAGACCGCCUAUGACCUAGAAACUGCUGCUGGUCUCCGGAGGGAGGUGCAGAAAUACUAUGAGCACAUUGAUGCUCUAAGUAAGAAGAUUUUGACACUUGGACUAAAAGAUGAGGUCCCACCAUAUCCAAAAGCUGUCCAGCUGCAGAAGAUGGUGCGCUACUCUGCAACGCUUUUUGUGCAGGAGAAGUUAUUGGGCCUGAUGUCCCUUCCUACAAAAGAGAAAUAUGAGGAGCUGAAAGAGAAAAGAAAAGAGGAACAGGAAAAGAAGCUCCAGCAGGAGAGACAGGUGGCCCUGGAAUCACAGAAGCGUCGAAUGGAAAUAGAGAAGAACCGUGCAACCCACAGUGCCAACGGAGACGCCCCUCGGCCCGCACCAGGCCCUCGCAUGACGAAAGGCGGUGGCUGGUUGCCUUCUUCGACUUCUCACUCGGCCAACGAACUGGACGACCCUCUGCUGCAGCAGAUAAACAACAUCGAAUCGUUCCUCCAGCAGGCACAAGCAGCAAAUCGCACCGAUGAGGCAGCCAUGUUAGAGGAGAACCUGCGACAGCUUCAGGAGGAGUUUGACGCUCAGCAGAUGAGCCGAGCCAUUAAGCUUUCCCAACGUCAAGCCCAGGAGGAGGACCUACAAAGAAGCCAGAUCCUUCAUCUCCAGCAGAGAGAGCUGGAGAGCGAAAUAUCCAGAAUGGACUCUUCAGAUUUGGGGGAUUCAAAGAAUGUUGAAGAACACUGGGAAAAAGAAGGCGAGAGUGAGUGGGAUUUGGAAACAAGUCCACAACACAAGACUUUGUCGAUAAACUCAUUUCCACGUUUGCCGGGCAGUUCGCCACCUUUACAGCGAGAUGAAUGCACUACAAUUUCCCCUGACGGAGAGGCUUCACUAAAUCCGUUUGAUGAAGAAGAUGCCACUCCGGUUGAGGAAGACUCCACAAACCCUUUUAUUGAAGAGAUCCAGAGAGAGCAGCAGCAGAAACCUGUUGGAAAACCCAAAGAAUACAACCCUUUCGAGGAAGGUGAGGAUGAAGUGCAGGAAGAAGAUGCGGGGAAAAAACGUUCUUCCAGAAAUCCCUUUGAGGACGAUAUUGAGGACCGUGUAAAAGGUAACAGAGCAGGCGAGACGCCAUCCGCCUCAACCAAUCCCUUUGAAGAUGAUGAUGACAGUCCAGCACUGGACGACAUGAUCGAGGAAGAGCUGUUGCUUCAGCAGAUCGAUAACAUCCGCGCAUACAUAUUUGAUGCCAAGCUCAGCGGACGCACAGAUGAAGUCGAGCUGCUGUCCCAAAACCUGAGGGAGCUACAGUGCACUUUACAGGAGCAGAAAAGAAAAGUGCACUGACCACUGUGUCGAUUUGUUUCCCUCUUACAAGUACUGUUUUUUUUCUUCUGUUGGGAUCAGGACACUGGAAGUAAAGAUGCAUUUUAAGUGUUGUAUGUUUCGCCAUUUGUUUCAGUCGCUAGUACUGGCUGAUGGCAUGCACCUAUCACUGACAUACCUAAAGCUGAAGAAAGCUGAAAAAAAACAAAGACUUAGACGCUAACAUUUAUACAUAGAAUUUCUAAAUGUUAGUCAUACAUGAACACACCAUUUUGUCAUUAUCUUGGUUAUAUUAGGUCAUAAAGAUGUUUAUUUUAGCUCUAAGGUUUAUCGGGCCUCAUUUAUCACUCUUUAAGUGAAGUGUGUAAAUGUUUUCGUAGACCAAACCGAACUAAAAAUGCCUUCCAAGAUUGACAAUUUUUGAUAACACUAUUUUUUUUUUUUUCCAUAUUUACGUGCACAUGUUGAUAAAUGCGUUCACAGCGGAGACGAUUUACACUUCGUGACACCCCAAGACUAAAUGUAAAGCUCACAGGGUGCUGAAAAACAACAAAAUGACGACUAAACAGCAAGUGCACCUUCUAAGAGCAGAGCACGCUAAAUCUACCAGUAAUGCAGCUCAGCCACUGCAGCGCACACACUAAGGCCUGUUAUAUACUGUACUCCACGCAAACCAGCACAUGCAACAACAAAAUGGGGCUCCACAAGGAGUGUUCCUGGGCUACGCGUGUAGAAAUUGUGUAUGGUCAAAAUGUGUACCACGACGCAUUGUUCCACACGAUGGCAAUAGCGUCGCUGUAUAUGAACAGAAGAACGCGUUUCCGUAAAUAGUAGCCAUUUCAAAUCUCUGUUCUGCUGUUACCUUUACUCUGAUGCCCUUUUACAGAUCAGGGCUCCAGAACGUGCGUGCUCUUGCGGUCUCGUUUGCCUACUCGAGCCGAGUACGUCACAGGCGUAACUCUUCUUAAUUAAAUAGCUAGUCUUAUUUGUCUUCAUUUAUGGAUUCGUUUUAGAUUGAUGUCUUUUCAAGUCAUUAACGUGAAAUGACAGUUAGACAAAAUCGUCAUUAAAUUAGUGUGUAAUUGAAAAUUUAUAACAACGUAAUUCUUAUAGAAAAUUUCAGCAACCAAUCACAAUUAUGCAAUUAAAAGCCUCACAUGAAUGAGUCUCCUUAUAUAUAAACCUACACAAACAUAGGAGCUUUUCUAGGACAUAAACCUGCCUUGUUUUUUUGUGUUUUUUUUUAAAUUCAUGAAUUUUUCACCCAUUUCUUGUGUAAAUGCUCCUGCAAAGACUUCGUAGGCAGUUUGAUAAAUGAGGCCCAUUGUUUGGUAAUGUUUGGGAAACUUAGGCUUAUAUGUAACACGCGUGAGCCAAACCAACAAAUCUAUGUUCUAACAUAAACAGACAUAAAGAACACACAAAGGUCACCACAAGGAAAGUGAAGGCUGACCUCAGGUUUUCCUCAUGAUGUAUAUUAUACAGGUGAUUUAUAUUUAAAGGAUACUCAAUGACUUAACAAUAUUGUCAUCAUAACACUAUUAUCAGCACAUCAGAAACGGUGCUUUCUCCAAGCGGUGCACAACAUGACCAAAUACGAUCGUGAUUAUAUUCCUCCGUGUAAAUUUGCUGAUUCAUCUUGAUCGCAAAAACGCUCACAUAGAACACGUGAUGGGUCGGGAUUGACCGAUUUGCUCGAGGGCUCAUUUGUAUGGCAGCGCAUUGCUGUUACACGAGAAGAAAAAUCUCAUCAGCAGCUCAUAAUGAUAAGAAAGCAUCUUGUUUUUACGGAAAACCAUCUCGUUAUUAUGAGAAAAAUAUCUCGAUAUUACGGGAAAGCAUCUUAUUACAAGAACCCAUCAUGUCAGCUGUGCAAUUUGUCAGAACCUAUCCAUAGGGAAAUAUGUAGGCUAUAUUGUAAAAAGGAUGUUUAUAUUGAGUUCAUAAAAUAUUUCUCUCAUAGUAAUGUUUAUUGUAAUAAGAUAUUUAUAUCAAUAAUGAGAUGUAGAGCUGGGCGAUAUAUCGCUAUAACAUCGAGAUAAGUGAUACACUUUUCUGAGAUAUCGUUGGUAUGGUGAUGUGUAUUUUUUUUAACGUUUUUAAUAAUUGCAAAUUAAAUGGUACCAUUGAUUUUGAGGUCAUUUUUUAAUAACUUUAUCCUCUUUGUCUAUGUAGGCAUUAAAGAUGAGUAUCAGCAAACUCCAGUUUAACCUGAUUUUUUUUUUUAUUAUUAUUUACUACUCUUUUGUGGGACAGUUUGUUAGCUAAAUUAUAUAUCGUGAUAUACAUCGUGCAUCAUAAAAAUGUCCUCAAGUAUCUCAUGAUAUUUUUUGUCAUAUCGCCCAGUCCUAAUGAGAUGCUUACUUGUAAUACCGAGAUGUUUUCUCUUAACUAGAUUAUUUCUAAUAGUAAAUAAUGUGUUUUAAGUAAUAAUCAUAAUUAUUGCUCUCCUCAUAAUAAGGAGACGCUGACGGUGAUUGGUUCUUGCGUGGCAGCAAAAAAUCUGAUAUCUUUGUUGGAAAGGUGUGCAUGCCAUGAUUAACAAAUGAUAUAAUGAUACACUGGGUAGCCAUUGAGUUCUGACAAGGAAAUCUGUACCAGGUGGGUAUUCAAUUUUCAAGAUCUAUGUGCCUGCUUUGUUUCCUUGACGAAUGAAAAAUGUCAAUCGAAUGCAAAGAGCCCCUUCGUGUCUGGUAUAACUGCUUACAGAUACUGUGUACAACAGUCAUGGGAACAUGCUCCACUGGUUUAACACUUGUAUGAAUAAUCUCAAGUCGUUUGCUGAAAUUAACAGAUUUUAGUUAAAAAAAAAAAAUUAAGGCAUUUUCCCAGCUUGUCAGACCCUUUCCAUCGUUUCUGAUCGAUUUCCCACAUGAACUGUUAAUGCAACUUACUGUUGUUGAAUCUGUUUGAAUAGCUUUUUGACGUCGUAUGCUGCACCUUCUGCAAUCUCUUCUUAAUUCAAUGCCGAUGUUGGAUGUCUGCUUAAAUAUUUUUUCUCCAUUUUAGUUACAAAAUGAACAAGUUGUCUAACACUAAACCAGUUGUGCACUGACAGUGCCAUCCUAUACAUUUUAGGAGAGAAUCACAAUACAUAUACAAAGUUGCUUUAACUUUGCAGUUCCAAGAUUUAUUUAUCAUGAAUAGGCAGUAUUUCAAUUUAACUGAUUACGGAGUAUCACUAAAAACACGUCUGCAUAGGGCUAAAUGCGGAAUGAGGUUGUUGUUUUUUUGGUGAUAUUUCUCUAAUAAGUAUGUAUAAAUGAUGUGUUUGUGGCUAAUGUCAGUGGAAAGUCUGGUCGCAUUUGAUGCCUGUUCACAUUCAGAAUGCAAACUCAGCACUAAUAAAACUGAUCGAGUAAGAAUAUUGCGGUCAAAUGAA
Ictalurus furcatus (blue catfish) is the source of this 6245-nucleotide messenger RNA. Its product is annotated as rabenosyn-5. The coding region runs from base 602 to 2884 and encodes 760 amino acids. The transcript has 12 exons. Lineage: Eukaryota; Metazoa; Chordata; Actinopteri; Siluriformes; Ictaluridae. The record is from RefSeq and is a predicted model, not a curated record. Gene Ontology annotation, molecular function: metal ion binding.